UCUUUGCAUGCUCUAGCCUUUCUCUCUCUCAACUCUACUCUAUCACCAUCACCACCUCUGCACUUAGAUAUGAGUUUUCACAAUAAUAAAGCCUAAACUUGUUUUGGUCAACAAGACCCUCUUCUCUAUCUUCUCCUCCCAUAUCUUGCUUCUUCUCAUCAAAAUCAUGGACAACUGUUUCCAAGAUCAUGGAAACAACAACAAUGGCACUGCAGUUAUAUCCACAGUGGCUUCCAUUGCAGCCUCGGCUAUGCUAAUUCGAACAAUUGUCUACGAUUACGUUCCUCAUGAGAUCAUAAACUUUUUCAACUUAAAGUUUCAUGACAUGAAGCGUUUCUUCUCCUCCCAACUCACCAUUGUGAUCGAAGAGUUCAAAGGAGUUUCAAAGAACCAAGUUUAUGAGGCUGCAGAGGUCUAUUUAGGAAGCAAAGGCACACUCUCUGCGGUUAGAGUUAAAGCAAGCAAAUCAAUGGAGGACAAGAAUCUUGCAUUUGUUAUGGACAAGAACCAAGAAGUUUGUGAUGAUUAUGAAGGAGUUAUGGUGAGGUGGAAGCUAUGCUGUGAAUAUGUUGCUUCAGCAGGUAACAAAGAACACCCUGAUGAUAUCAAUGCUUCUUUGAAAUCAGAGGUAAGAUCCUAUGAACUCACCUUUCACAUGAAACACAGAGACAAGAUCUUCAAUUCAUAUUUGCCCUUUGUGUUGGAAAGAGCAAAGGCUAUUAGAGAAGGGAACAUGGCUUUGAAGCUUCACACAAUUGACUAUGAUCAUUAUUGGGUUGGAGAAGUCAAGUUUUGUCACCCCAUGAGUUUCAAGACACUUGCAAUUGAUGAUGAACUCAAGAAGGAGAUAGUUGAUGAUUUG
Arachis ipaensis is the source of this 862-nucleotide messenger RNA. Lineage: Eukaryota; Viridiplantae; Streptophyta; Magnoliopsida; Fabales; Fabaceae. The record is from RefSeq and is a predicted model, not a curated record.